AGCAAUACUGAGGACUCGGCACUGUAUGUUGCACCACCGUGUAACAAAAAGAAAUGUAUCUAAUCAGCUGGUGUUGAAGAAAUACAGCAGCUCUAACAAAACGGAGCAGGUAUAGCAGCCCACAUGGCGCUAAGGGAGACCUGGGUGCCUGGCUAUUUCUUAGUGUACAAACACUGGGAUGGUCCCUACACACAGCUACGGGCCCUGGAGUAUAGAUAACACCACCACUGGGAUAAGCCAUGAUUCCCAUCACUGAGCUGCGCUACUUUGCAGACACUCAGCCGGCGUACCGCAUCCUAAAGCCAUGGUGGGACGUGUUCACAGACUACAUCUCCAUCAUCAUGCUGAUGAUCGCGGUGUUCGGGGGAACGCUGCAGGUGACGCAGGACAAGAUGAUCUGCUUGCCCUGCAAGUGGGUGGUCAACAAGACCUGCGACACCUACUCGUCCAGGAAAUACUUCAACACCACCCUCUCCUCAACUCCGCUACUCCUGGAGCCCAGGGGGAUCCAGUACGACCUGGACCGGCACCAAUACAAUUAUGUGGAUGCUGUCUGCUACGAGAACAAGCUGCACUGGUUUGCUAAGUACUUUCCUUACCUGGUGCUGCUUCACACGCUUAUCUUUCUGGCCUGUAGUAACUUCUGGUUCAAAUUUCCCCGCACCAGUUCAAAACUAGAACAUUUUGUAUCCAUUCUACUUAAGUGCUUUGACUCCCCCUGGACGACAAGGGCUCUGUCAGAGACGGUGGUGGAGGAGAGUGACCCGAAGCCACCAGGUAAGAUGAACGGGUCCAUGGACAAGAAGGCAUCCUCUGUCAGUGAAGAUGUAGAGGCUAGCAUACCCAUGCUCCAGAGGACCAAGUCCCGCAUCGAGCAAGGCAUUGUGGACCGCUCAGAGACCGGGGUCCUGGACAAGAAGGAAGGGGAGCAGGCCAAGGCCCUGUUUGAGAAGGUGAAGAAAUUCCGCAUACACGUGGAAGAGGGGGACAUCGUCUACCGGCUCUACAUCCGGCAGACCAUUAUCAAAGUCAUCAACUUCAUCCUGAUCAUAUGCUAUACAGGAUACUAUGUUCGCAACAUUCAGUUCAGCGUGGACUGCAGUGUGGACAUCGAAAACCUCACGGGUUACCGCAUGUACCGUUGUGCCCAUCCCCUAGCCACCCUCUUUAAGAUCCUAGCAUGUUUCUACAUCAGCCUGGUGGUGGUCUAUGGCCUCAUCUGCAUGUACACUCUCUGCUGGAUGCUGAGCCGCUCCCUGAAGAAGUACUCGUUUGAGUCGAUCCGGGAGGAGAGCAGCUACAGCGACAUCCCCGACGUGAAGAACGACUUUGCCUUUAUGCUGCACAUGAUUGACCAGUAUGACCCACUCUAUUCCAAACGCUUCGCUGUCUUCCUCUCCGAGGUGAGCGAGAACAAGCUGCGGCAACUCAACCUGAACAAUGAGUGGACGCUGGACAAGCUGAGGCAGAGGAUUACCAAGAACUCACAGGAGAAGCUGGAACUGCACCUCUUCAUGCUGAGUGGCAUCCCGGACACUGUGUUCGACCUGCUGGAGUUGGAGGUACUGAAGCUGGAGCUCAUCCCCGAUGUCACCAUCCCUCCCAUCAUUGCCCAGCUCUCCAACCUGAAGGAGAUGUGGCUCUACCACACACCAGCCAAAAUCGAGGCCCCGGCCUUGGCCUUCCUGCGUGAGAACCUCAAGUCCCUGCACAUCAAGUUCACCGACAUCAAGGAGAUCCCCCUAUGGAUCUACAGCUUGAAGAACCUGAGCGAGCUGCACUUGACGGGCAACCUGAGCGCCGAGAACAACCGCUACAUUGUCAUUGAUGGCCUGCGGGAGCUGAAGAGGCUCAAGGUGCUGCGGCUCAAGAGCAACCUGACCAAGCUGCCACAGGUGGUGACUGACGUGGGCGUACACCUGCAGAAGCUGUCCAUCAAUAACGAGGGCACCAAGCUGAUGGUGCUCAACAGCCUGAAGAAGAUGGUGAACCUGACAGAGCUGGAGCUGAUCCGCUGCGACCUAGAGCGCAUCCCGCACUCCAUCUUCAGCCUGCACAACCUGCAGGAGAUUGACCUCAAGGACAACAACCUCAAGACCAUCGAAGAGAUCAUCAGCUUUCAGCACCUGCACCGCCUCGUCUGCCUCAAGCUCUGGUACAACCAGAUCGCCUACAUUCCCAUCCAGAUCGGCACGCUCACCAACCUGGAGAGGCUCUACUUGAACCGCAACAAGAUUGAGAAGAUCCCCAGCCAGCUCUUCUUCUGCCGCAAGCUGCGUUUCCUCGAUCUGAGUCACAACAACCUCACAUACAUUCCGGCAGAUGUCGGUUUCCUCCAGAACCUGCAGUACUUUGCAGUGACUGCCAACAGGAUUGAGACCCUUCCCCCGGAGCUGUUCCAGUGUAAGAAGCUGCGCACGCUGAACCUGGGGAACAACUGCCUGCAGUCGCUGCCAUCGCGUUUCAGCGAGCUGACAUGCCUGACGCAGCUGGAGCUGCGGGGGAACCGGCUGGAGUGCCUGCCCGUGGAGCUGGGUGAGUGCCGCCUGCUGAAAAGGAGCGGCAUCAUCGUGGAGGAGGACCUCUUCAACACACUGCCUUCUGAGGUCAAGGAGCAGCUGUGGAGGGCAGACAAGGAGCAGGCCUGAGAGAGCCACGCCCACACAGGACCCCCGGACUGCAGCUGUCCGUCACGCAUGUAGACGAGCCCCCAUCCCCUGACCCUGGCUCCUCCCCCACUGGGGCACUGAUCUGCCAAAAACCUAGGGGUUAAGGGGGUCAGGAAUUUUAUAUUAAACUAAUCAGAGAGCUCUGUCCUGAAGAUUAAGGUUCUCGUACAUUAAUUGAAUUCACAACUUUGAAAAAUGGAAGGAAAGGCAAGACUAUCCUUGACGAACAGAUUUACGCAUCCGAUUGGCAAUGGAAAGAGGAAAAAUGAAUAUUGCUACUGGGACGGCACUUCUUAGUCUUCUUUGUUUUUUUUUUUUUUAAUUCCUUAUGAAAGCAAGACGCAUGAAAGCAGGAUUGGUGGUAGAAUGCCCAGAGAUCCUGGCACACAUCAGGACCAUGCCGGUCCAGGAGCAUCACAUAGGAGGGCAGGCUGGAGCUGGAAAAGGAGUCUCACCUCUGCCAUGCAUCACGUCUUUACACUGAGGGGGGAAGUAACAGACAUACUGAGGAGAACAUUUUUGGGGAGGGGGCAGUACAUUCCCAUUCUCUGUCGCUGGCACUGUUGCUGUGAAGGGGGUGGGGGCAGGAUGAUCCUGUCUAUUGACUCAUCUCGCAGGGUCACAGCUCCAUAGCUGUCACUAUGGUAACAUUAGGAGAGUGGGGUGUGCCAGUCUGUGUUGCAGAGCAUCAUGAGUGAGAUUGCAUAGCUGCACAUAGAAGUAGCAGGGGUUCUUUCAGUGCAUUUAAAAAGAUGUUGUGCCAGCCCUACACCACAUGCCAAGAAGGAAAUGCCUCCUUAUCUUCUCUACAGUAUCCUCCAGUUUCUCUGAAACACUGUAAAUGGGAGAGACAUGUACAGCAACAAGCAAUAUGUGCGUUGGAUGUGGUUUCCAGCACUACUUGCAGGAUAUAUCAUGUUCCCAACAUGCAGUGACCCUGACAGUAUAGUUCCAGAUUUAGAGGAAAUGUGACAUCACUGAUGUUUGAGGUGCUGAUUACAGUACGCACACACCAUGGAACAACUGGAGAGCCUGUUGCAUUUAUGGACGUUAAAAAUCUAAACAGUAGGAUUCUGUAAGCAAAUUCUUUAGGAAAUGUUUCAUACGAAUGUCUGACUGUUUAUACAGUGUAUUCCUCCUUGGUGUUGAAAGAUCUCCCCUUGUUGUGACUCUGGUUGAGUAACCUUGUCUUAGGUUUAAAAGGGAAUAGGUACAGGUGACUUAGCUGAAGAACAGCUAAUAAGUCUAGAUACUAAUAUUGGCCUUAACUUGCAUUUGCUGCAUGUCUUGGGUUGUUAUAGGGACUGGGAAGUUUCUGUUGGUAUUUUUUAAAAUAAUUAUUAAACCAAAUGCAUAUAUUUAGUCAUCAAUAAUCAUAGCGUUAUCCUGGUAAACCAACACUUAAAAUGCUCAUACUUUCAGCCUUAGAAUGAAAGUAUGAAAUUACUUUUUGAGGCAGAUGUUAGAUUAUCACCUCUUGAGAAAUAAACAACAAAUUGAUACGCAAUUAAUCAAACCCCUGUUGCAGUGAGCAUGUCUCUUGGAUCCUGCGUAGCACAGUUGGAUGCUGCACACAAUCAUUGGGAUGGUGAGCCUGGACCUCUCUGUGUAGAGCAAAAGCAGGGACCCCUUUACAUGCUACUCGUGUGUUUGAUGUUGCAGAUUUGUCCAAGUAGUCACAGACUUUGAUGACUUUUUUAUAAUACGAUAAUGGAUUGCAUUUACAUUUCUUUUUUUUAUUGAUUAUGUCAAUGUGUUUCUAAGCAUAAUUCUGUUUACGAACCUGAAGGGGCCCCUGGUCCUCAGGCUGAAAUGGCUGUAUGUGACUGACUAUUUUAGUUUUAUGAAAGAAAAAAAAAGAUCAAAAGGCUUCAUUCAGUCCUGCUUUGUCAAUGGGAAGGAGUAAGGCAGGCCCUGCACCAGCAACAUGUUUACGCCAAUAGGCACUGAACAAGGCACCCGCUUGUGGGUAAAGCGUGGGCAACGACCACAGAGCAAAGGAACAAUGGUGUCCCCGCUGGUCCUGGUGUGGGUGGCAAUCACAGAGGGAACAGGACAUUACAUGUUCCUCUCUGAUCUGUGCUGGGGGGCUGAGGCCUUGCCUGAGAGCAUAUUCAAAUGAGUCCUUUGCAUUAAAAACAGCCGUGGCCUCGAGGAUUGUGCUGUGUCGCACCCCAAACAUGCCCAUGUGUCAUCCAGUAUCGUUUAGUCUAGUCUUGAUCAGUCCAACCUUAGCUGGAAGAGGCAUUAUUUCAGGGCAUCAAGGACUGGAUUGAAAACUCAGUUGAUGCUCAGAUCAGCCAGUUAUGGGAGCCCACCAACUGAUUCAAGUGGAUUACAGCCAUCCAAUCAACCUGGAAUCUGUGGUGCUCUCACACAUCACUCUCUUAACCAGAAAUGCUCUGUCAAGCCACCUUUCAGUCAUUGAUCAUUUCUGAUAUCUGGCAGAACACAGAGAUCAGCUGUUCUGGGGGAAUUCGCAUCAAAUGUAUCAUAUUGCUUUCUAAGUUGUAUUUAAUACAUAGUUAUCUCAUAUUAUCAAAAUAUUUAAAACAAGGUGGAUUUUUAUUUUUUAUCACAACCAUAUCUCCAGUUCCCCCUUCUUGUUUUAGAUACCUUUUCUGGUAUCCUCUCACAACCUAAAGAUAGGCGAUCUGACCUUCUCUUGUGCAGACUAAAAUAAAGUGUUAUUUUUUUUUUCAAAAGGACAGCCUGGCCUCUCUGACCUCUGAGGCAGUGUGAGCACCUCGGGAAAUGGGUGGACUGCUUUACAAAAGGUCACCUCUCUCCUUCACAAGUCAUUAGAAAUGAAGGAGAGGACUGUUUUUCAAGAGACCGUUGCUCUUAGUAGCAGUGAAUCGGGACAACAGAGCAAAGAGCAAACAAUGAAGGAAAGUCAAUCAGAUGUUUGACUGCUCUCUCUCUAAUAAACUUUGGCCCAUAGACCCAGACAAGACCAGUAACGUGUUUACUCUACAGUAUAACAAAUGGGGAAAUGUAAGUAACACAUUCUGUCUGUUGAUCAAGACUGACUCGUUCCUCUACAGAAAUGGAAUCUUCGUUGCUUAGUUGUGAUUCUUUCAGUGUAAUGCCUGUUAGAGAAUCACUAAAUUGGCUCUGUGCUGUUUUGAGUGCACACUGAGAGCUACACUGAAUUGCAUAAAACAUUGCAACAUUAUGCCAAGACUUAGCUUUGCAUGUUCCUUUUGAAAACUAAACACUACAAGCAAAUGAGUUAGCUGUCUUCCCAUGAUGAAAUUUCUUGUGUUCAGUGUUUAUUAAAUAUAUUUUCUUCUCAGCAAAAUGUUUGUUGGAGGGGCUUAAAGUUGUCAAACAAAAAUGCAACAGAAAAAGGGACAUAACAUUUUGCACAUUUUCUUUUAAAAAGUGAUUUAUUUUGAUAUGGAUCUGUACAGCAAUGCACUGCUCACAUGUGCAGUGUCUGCAUUUUACCUUGCGUGUUUAUAGCUCCCCCUUGUGUGAGGCUUGGUGACCAGUUUGAAAGUCUGCUGUUGACAAUA
Molecule: messenger RNA, 6190 nt
Organism: Megalops cyprinoides (Indo-Pacific tarpon)
Lineage: Eukaryota; Metazoa; Chordata; Actinopteri; Elopiformes; Megalopidae
Gene: lrrc8aa
Product: leucine rich repeat containing 8 VRAC subunit Aa
Exons: 4
Coding region: 240-2648 (802 amino acids)
Molecular function (GO): protein binding
Source: RefSeq, a predicted model, not a curated record